Messenger RNA from Colossoma macropomum (tambaqui), 5110 nucleotides. It is a transcript of the gene fbxo30b, whose product is annotated as F-box protein 30b. The transcript is spliced from 3 exons. Gene Ontology annotation, molecular function: ubiquitin protein ligase activity; zinc ion binding; protein binding. Bases 242 to 2803 code for a protein of 853 amino acids. Lineage: Eukaryota; Metazoa; Chordata; Actinopteri; Characiformes; Serrasalmidae. The record is from RefSeq and is a predicted model, not a curated record.
UCUCUGGCGUCCCGGUCGGAGAGAGACAGCGGACACAGACUUAACAUUUCUGAAGAAGAUUUCAAAGACAAGCAGCGAUGGUUUGGAGUGAAAACCCGGUCCGGCCGGUUCUGCUGACUCCUUUUUACUGAACACAGGCGGAAAACGCGAGCUGAGCGGCCGCGGCUGAGCUGACAGGCUUCGACGUUGUGACCCAAAAGCUUGUGCUUCAGCUAUCUUCCCUGGCUCCGCCGUUUUGAAAAUGGAGGAGCCUCAUGUUCACUGCGUUUCGUGCGUGAGCCGGCGAUGCAUGGUCAAGCCCGAGCCUGGCAUUUCUUGUGACCUCCUUGGUUGCCCACUGGUCUGUGGCGCCGUUUUCCACGGCUGUAAGGCUGUUGAGCACCAGCUGCUGUGUCCAUUAGAGAGGGUUCCGUGCCUCAACCACAGCAUUGGCUGCCCUUUCACGUUGGCUCGGGGCAAGAUGGCUGAGCACCUUGAGGUAUGUCCUGCUGGAGUGGUUUGUUGCACAAUGGAGUGGAAUAGGUGGCCGGUGAAUGAUGAGGAUUACCGCUCCUAUGAAAGAUUGAGUCGAGAUGCGGAUGAGGAAGAGCAGCUAGACAUGGCUCUGGCUUUGCAGGACCAGCGCACUAUGUUGGCCUCACUUAAACUCGUCUCUCUAGCACCUACUAAUGGCCCUGGGAAAAAGGCACAGCCUGUGGAGAACUUUGAAAAGCCUAGUUUACAGACAGACGGUCCAGUUCCCACUCCACCAACUGAGCGGCCUGUGGAUGAGGCGUCUGCAGCAUGCUGCUCAAAAGACAAAAUCAGCAAUGGAAUUAAUGGAUUGAAUGAGGAACGUUAUGGUGAGCUUUACCAAACCACAGUAGAGACAACCAAAAGCCUAGCUGCAGCCCUCAAUGUCCUAAUCCACCUCAAUGCCUCAGACACACAGUGUUCCACCACAAGUGUGUCAGCAGCGCAGUCAGAAUUAAAUGGAGAGUUACAUAAAGCACUUGUUACGAAAGAAGAUUCCGGGUCCAACUGUGAUAAAAUAGCAAAUGGGGUUAGCGGUUUGAAUGAGGAGUUGCAGCCUCAGCGACAUCAAACCUUAAUGGAACUGGGCAGAAGCUUGGCCUCUGCCCUUGGCGCGCUAGGGGACACCGUCAAAGGCACUGAACCAAUCAGCAGCUCCAAAGUCAACAAGACGAACAGUGAGAUCAACCAGCCAGAAACUGCAGAGUCAGCAGACAUCGAAAUGGAGGAUGCUACGUCUGAAGCGGAGGCCAUGUUUGGGGCAGUUGGUGGAAUUGAUGAUGGAGGCAUUAGUGAAGAGUUUUCUCAAGAGUCUUCAGGGCAUUUGCUCAGGCUGGAUGAUGCAGAUGAGCGGAGCUUGUGUAACAACUGUCACAGUGCUGUAGCAGCUACAGCGGAAUCACAGGAGAAUACCUUGGAAGCGGCUGAGGUGGACCAUAAGUGCCCGGAGGCCAGUGGUUCGUUGGAGUUUGUUGGUCCAUUAAUUCCCCACAGAGCACAGGUAAGAUAUGAUCUAGCCCCUGUUGCUGUGCAGGAAGCAUCAGGAUCCCAGGCUCCAUUACUGCAGCCACCUGUCCAUGCCCAGGCACUGGUUAUUCCCAGGGACUUUGCACUGCCUUCCAUGGCAUUAGACUUUGAAGACAGGGCUUUUGAGAGGAAACUCCAAAACCUUCAGUUGCUGCGUAACUUUAUGCCGCUCGCACUUAACGGACGGAGGAGUUGUCCUGUGGACAGCUUCCCACACAGACCUCCUCGCUGCAAAAUGGAAGACAAAGCUGUAGAUACAUCCGACCUGGAGCAGGAGCCUCGGGAUGACCCCAUGGGGCUUGGAGAGAUUGAUUUCACGGCCGCUGCCCUGCUCUUCUGCCUGGAGGAGUCCCCCCGGGCCCGGAGGAUAUCAGACACUGUCUAUGCUUUUGGCGGUUCACGGGUCGAUUUCGGUACCCAGACAUUCAGCUUCCCUGCUGCGAUCUUGGCCACCAGCACAAUGGUCGGAGAGGUGGCAUCAGCCUCUGCGUGUGACCGAGCUGCACCCCGCCUCUCACAGCCCAGCCCCUUCUGCACUCUGCGGCUGGACCUGACGCUGGAGCAGCUGGUGCCCCGACCCAGCUGGGCCCCGCGUGAAGGUUCCAUGUUCACCUUUGAGUGCGGCCAACUCUUCCGCCGGGAAGAGUUCCUCUCACACUUCCGCAACGUCCAUGGAGACAUCCACUCGGGCCUGAAUGGCUGGAUGGAGCACCGCUGUCCGCUGGCCUACUAUGGCUGCACCUACUCGCAGCGCAGGUUCUGCCCUACCACUCAUGGGUCAAAGGUCGUUCACGACCGCCACCUCAGGUCAUUUGGGGUGCAGCCCGUGACGGAUGUGGUGGUGGAGCCUGGGUGCGACCGACUGAGUGGACUGCCCUUUGAGAUUCUCCAGCAUGUAGCACGGUUCCUGGAUGGCUUCAGCCUCUGCCAGCUGUCCAUGGUGUCCCGCACCAUGAGGGACGUGUGUGCCAGUCUCUUGCAGACACGGGGCAUGGUGGUGGUACAGUGGGAGAAGAGGCAAUACCCAGACGGAAGGAGAACCUGGCAGAUAAAAGACAAGGUGUGGCGGUUCAGUACGGCCUUCAGUCCGGUGACUAGGUGGGAAUUUGCGGACAUUUCCAGCAUGGCGGACCACCUGAAGCACUGCCCGUAUAACGAGGUCCACCGGCAGGUGGAGGCGGUGCCACUGCCCUGCAUGUGCACGACCAGGGAGCUCACCCGGGAUGGACGGUCUCUACGCUCCGUCCUCAAACCAGUAUUAUAACAAACGAAACACUUAACACCAGAACGCAAGAGCUAAAACACUACCUUACCUAACCUCUUUAAUCAGUACUAUCUAUCACUGUGUACAUAAGACGAAAUAUUUUUUGCUUUGAUGUUAAGAUUAUUUUUUAUAUAUAUAUUCAGUACAUAAAUUGAAGGUUGAUUCCAGGUUGUGUGUUUAAAGUUUUAAGGUCGGACACAUUUUUCUCGCAGAAGUGUACGUUCACAUCCAGAGCUGUUCUGCAAGAGGGCUGACACUGAAGUGAGGAAAAUGUUGGACAAAAACGACUUAACUGAGUGGAAUUAAAUGAAGAGCCUUAAUCGGUGCACUUGAUUUAUUUAACUCGCCACACUAGGGUAAUCCCAGUAAUCUUUCACACUUAGGUCUUCCAGUGCUCCAAUCAAGUGCACGUCUACAUUAUAUUACAUCUGCAUGCUUCGGUUUAUGGGACAGUACCCUAACAGGAUAAGUCGUCUUUUCUGGAACGAGUGCUAACCUGGCUAACGCUGACUGAAACAUCAUGAAGAUGCUUCGGUAUAGGGUUAACUUGCCCCUACCAGCUUUCAUUCAUUAUUAGCAGCGCUAGCAAAUCUGGAGGUGUUCCCGUGAGGAUCUCAGAAUAGUGUUGAUCCUCAAUAAAUGUUCCUUUUCAGUCUGUGAGUUUGAGGUUAUGGAGAAGGCAGGAAGCUGAUCCCAAAUCAAAACACAUAUCUAUUCAUUACAGAUAAAGGUCAUGAGUAAAGGUGCUGUUCCAGGAUCAGGCUUUGGCGGUCAUAUCAAUGAAUAUGACUGUGGAUAAGCUGAAGCUGAUCCUAAAUGAGUACUUUUGGAUAAAAUAUCAUAAACAUAAACAUAAAGUGUUUUCUGAUCAUCGGAAAACACCAAAACGCGAACCGGUUUUACAGUAUGAGCUCAUAUCUAAGUGUGUUGGCCAUAUAUAUAUAUUUUUGUUUUGUUGUUGUUUUUUUUUGGUGUAGCAAAAGUUACACCCAGCACUUUACCGAACUCUGCCACUGGCAAAGACUCUCCGUCUUCAGGCAAUAGAACAUUGGGUUGCACUUUUAAACAGGCACUUCACAAGCACUUAGUAACACAUUUGUAAAGACAUAUGUAGCACUUUCCGAAACAUUUAACGUUUACAUUCAAAAAGGCUUGCAAGCACAGGUUUUAGCUCCGUGUGCAUGUCAUGAAAGAAAAUGUUUGCGUUUGUUAUUGUCUGAAAGCUUUACAUAUGUGCAGCAGAUGUGUUAUGAAGUAAAAAUCUGGGCCCCAGUGCAGUGAUUUUCUGUCCCAGUCCUGAGAACCUGACUGCAUUUUUUUUUUUUCUCUUCCUACCCUUACAAUUCUGGUUUAAGGGAAUACUCCAGUGUUUUUCAGGCUAAUCUUCAGCAGCUGUAUCCUUGUGUGGUUAAUUACCACAGAUGAUCAUUUACACAUGUUUCCCUCUACUUCAGAAAAGAACAGAAAACCUGUUGAGGUAUAAUAGAAGCCAGGCACUGAAGCAACUUCUCAUUUGGGUUUUCUGUUUCUUUCUAAGUACAAGGAAAAUUAUCAUCAGUUUUGAUUGAAUGUUCGUCAGGCCUGGCAUUAGGGGAUCACUUAGUGGGGCAGUGCCCCACCACCAAAUCAUCAGGCCCUGCCGAGCUCACUGUUUUGUACAGGUAACACUAAACUUUGGACACCCAGUUUUUAAGGCCACACUGAUUAACAGAGGGUUUGAACGCAUCACUUAGUAUUUUAGGGAUGAGCUGCAUGUUGUAGGUGUAUCUGGUGACUUGUAAAUGCAGCUCUUCUGUGGAUUCUGUCCUGAAUGUGUGGCUCUUGGGACAGACCUGCCAUGUAUUUCUGCCUUUCUGCUGCAUGGAUGCACUGCUACCCCACCCCGGCCCCCUUCAAUUCAGGUUAAAAAACAACGGAGUAUUCCUUUAACUCAUGUAAUGACCAAGUUGUCAACCCUUCAUGAGCUGAAUCAGGUUUGAUAGAGCAAGGAAAACACAAUGUGCAGUGCAUGGUAUGGGAUGUGGAUUGCAAACCACUGAGCUAGCCUGCUACCCAAAGCCAUGUUUUUAUUUGUGUCUGUAUAAUCCCAAUGAAGGCCUUACCAAGUGUUUUGUGUACGCAACUGUCACAUGCUGCUGCUGCUGCUGAAGACGAAGGAAGACGCCUUUUGCCUGAUCAAGUGUGCUGGCUGAAUGGAUUAAGCAGAAUGAUAUCCAGGAGACAAAAGCCAGGACAUGAUGUAGGCUGGAGAUGCAUGUGGUUUUUGGUUGUGUUAAAUAAAAAGAUAUUUUAUGAUCUUUGACAAGA